This is a messenger RNA of Leguminivora glycinivorella, 1790 nucleotides long. It is a transcript of the gene Fib, whose product is annotated as rRNA 2'-O-methyltransferase fibrillarin-like. Gene Ontology annotation, cellular component: box C/D methylation guide snoRNP complex; small-subunit processome; Cajal body. Lineage: Eukaryota; Metazoa; Arthropoda; Insecta; Lepidoptera; Tortricidae. Gene Ontology annotation, molecular function: RNA binding; rRNA methyltransferase activity; histone H2AQ104 methyltransferase activity. Gene Ontology annotation, biological process: rRNA methylation; box C/D sno(s)RNA 3'-end processing. The record is from RefSeq and is a predicted model, not a curated record.
UUCCGUCAAGUGCACACCGGCGUCAUGGGCUCGCGUGGUUUAUGAAGAAAAUAAAGUUUAUUUUUGUGUAUAGAUAGUUAAAAAUAUAUUAAAACAUUGGAUUUUUAACAAUAAGUUACUGAGGUUAAAAUGGGCAAACCAGAGUUCAACGGAGGUCGUGGCGGCGGGCGCGGCGGCUUCGGCGGCGGGCGGGGCGGGGGCCGCGGCGGGGGCGGUAGGGGCGGGUUCGGGGGCCGCGGGGGCGGGGGGGGAGGCCGCGGCGGGUUCGAGAAGAGAGGCGGCGGGGGCCGUGGGUUCGGAGGUAGAGGAGGAGGCCGUGGCCGCGGCGGCGGCGGCAGAGGAGGCGGUGGCGGCGGCUUCAAGGGAGGCAAGCAGGUUAUCAUCGAGCCACACAGACACGCUGGAGUAUUCAUCGCCAGAGGCAAAGAGGAUGCGCUAGUCACCAGAAAUUUUGUGCCCGGUUCUGAAGUUUAUGGAGAAAAGAGGAUAUCUGUUGAGACCGAUGGGGAGAAGGUUGAAUACAGAGUAUGGAACCCGUUCAGAUCAAAGUUGGCAGCGGCUAUCAUGGGUGGUGUGGAUGCUAUACACAUGCCUCCGGGCUCCAGGGUGCUGUACCUUGGAGCUGCCAGUGGAACUACAGUCAGUCAUGUCUCUGAUGUUGUUGGACCUGAAGGUCUAGUGUACGCCGUCGAGUUCUCCCACCGAUCCGGACGUGAUCUAAUAAAUGUGGCCAAGAAGAGGACCAAUAUUAUACCUAUUAUUGAAGAUGCCAGACACCCGCUCAAAUAUAGAAUGUUGGUCGGCAUGGUGGACACGAUAUUCGCUGACGUCGCGCAACCCGACCAGGCUAGGAUCGUCAGUCUCAACGCACAGCACUUCUUGAAGAAUGGAGGACAUUUUGUUAUUUCUAUCAAGGCCUCCUGUAUCGACUCAACAGCCCAACCCGAGGCAGUCUUCUCAGCCGAGGUGAAGAAGCUCCAAGCCGACAAGCUGAAGCCACAGGAACAGCUGACGCUAGAACCCUACGAGAGAGACCACGCAGUAGUCGUCGGUGUCUUUAGACCACCACCCAAGAAAGACAAAUAGAUUGACUAUCAAGAUUUUUGACUAAGUUUAAGAAAUUAAGUAAACCUGAUUUUUUUUUGUUAUUAAAUUCCAUUACUUAAAUAGUAAGGUAGAAACUUUAUUUUUGGGAAUUUUACAAAAUCUGUCAACAUUUACAAUGAUGCCAUUCUUCACUACUUUGAAAAAAACUUGUAUCUUCUCCUGUCAAUGAAAAGAAAAAUAUAAUAAGUAUGUAUGCAAUGCAUAUAGACUUACUGACGUUUUAACUUUGAGGAGCAGUGGAAGAUACGAGAUUUUUUCAAAGUAGUGACGAAUUGCUAACCAAGAUACCAAUUGUUUGUCCUGUACCAACCGAAAUGCUGUCUCUUUGCCAUAUUAAUGGAGAGGUUGCCGUUUCGUUCGCUACGGUAUAAACUAUUGGCAACUCGGUUAGGCCCUUUGGAAAGCUAGAUUAAAAUCUUUAUAAACAUAAAUUAAUAUUAAUGUAGCAUUUUAGCGACACAAAAAAAAUAUACCAUCGCCUUAAUAGUAUGCAUCUAGUUUUCAUAUACAAUUUUGUUUCAUUGAGUUGCUGUUAAAAAGAUAUAUGAAGUUGAAAUGUAUUUGAUAUACUGCCGAUAUGUCGUGUUUUAGUUUAAGUGUAAUGUUAAGUUUUAUGGACAUACGCGAGUGUAUGUGUAAGUUUUAAGAGAAUGAUAAAUAUAAACGAUGGUGCGAAUGACAAA